AUGAAAAAUAUUUGCGAAACUUUAUUCCCCUGCUUUUCAGAGAAAAAAACUUUGGAUAAAUACGGGGAGGAGCUGAGUCGUGCAAUUUAUGGAAGUGAUUCUUUAAAAAGAGAUCUUUUUUAUGAAUAUGACUGUAAUUAAAAUGAAGAAUCUAAUUUUUGUCUUCGUAGAAUCAGUAGGAAUUAAGUAUAUUACCAAUGUUUAGAUUGUCACAGUCAAAAAUAUAUAAUUUGUAGUUAUUGCUUCAAUCAAAUGAAUGAUCAUCAUGGGCAUGAUGUGCUUAUAUAAAUUAACAAAGCAAGUAAGUUAAAUUUAAAUGAGCAAAAGAAUUAAUUAAUAUGCGAUUGUGGGUUCUUUGGAAUAUUUUGUCGCUCACAUUUAAAGGCUGCUGCCUCUGCUUAGAACCCUAAUAAUUCUUUGUAAUAAAAUGUAGAUUAAAAACUAGAAUAACCACAAAAAUUUAAAUUACAAUAAAAUAAAUACAAUACAAAUGAAUAACAAAAAAAUAUUCAAAUACUAGUGUAAAAUCAGUCUAUUAACAAUAGCUCUAAUGAUUAAUUUAAAUAGAAUGAUAAAUUGAAUAAAUCUGUGAGAGAAAAAAUCAUAAAAGUAAUGAAAACUCGUAUAUAGAAGUACAUAAAAGAAAAAAAUGUAUAACAAAUGAAUCUUUUUAUGUAAAGUUUAAUAAGUUAUAUUGCAAGUAGGAAUCUUCAGAAUGGAUAAGCGAUUGUUUGCACACCAAUACUUUCGAUUAUAAAAUCAGCUCUACUCGAAGAGUCAAUUCACGUUUCAAAUAAUUUUUCAUCCAUAAUAAAAAAGCAAAAUUAAAAUACGAAUACCACUAAUUAUUCACAUAAAAAUAGGGAUCUGAAUGGUAUUUCGUAAGUUCCUUCUAAUAGUAAUCUAAAAUAAUAAUAAGAGGCAACUAUUAUAGUAUGUGAAAAAGGAGUAGAUAAUAUUGGAACAGCUAAUAAUAUAGAAGGUAAAAUUUGUAGUGCAAAUUGCAAAAACUGUGUUCUUUCUGUAAAUGGCAUAAUAAUAAACUGUUAAGGUAAUCAAUCAAAUAAUGAUGGGAGCAAUAAAAAUAACUUCAAGCAAGAUAAUAAAAAAACUGAGAUAAAUUCAAACAUGCUUCUAUCUUGCUCUAACACUUUAUCUAUUAAUAUCAACUAAAAUAAUUCUAAUUCUGAAGUUUUGUUAGAGUCACUCUUGAAAUUCUACUGA
This is a messenger RNA of Tetrahymena thermophila SB210, 1224 nucleotides long. RefSeq names its product zinc finger in N-recognin. NCBI's taxonomy places the organism in Eukaryota, Ciliophora, Oligohymenophorea, Hymenostomatida, Tetrahymenidae. Gene Ontology annotation, molecular function: zinc ion binding. The record is from RefSeq and is a predicted model, not a curated record. The transcript has a single exon.